This is a messenger RNA of Lachancea mirantina, 2238 nucleotides long. NCBI's taxonomy places the organism in Eukaryota, Fungi, Ascomycota, Saccharomycetes, Saccharomycetales, Saccharomycetaceae. The record is from the annotation of a GenBank genome assembly.
AUGUUGCGGUUUCCUGUUAAAAACGGUUCAGAAGAUUCAAUUUCUGCAAAGAAAAUCCCGGAAAUCCGUGCAUUUGACGAUUUCGUGACCGUCGACUGGGUUGAAGAGGACGAGGUGCAGAUCGAUAGCGACAGACAGCAGAUCCUCUUCAGAUCAAACUAUGUGCGUUACACGCAAAAAAUAUGGGCGCACGUGAGAGAAAUUGCGACGUUAGCGCUUGUUGCGAUCGUUUUGGGCCUAGUAGCGGGCACUUUGCAAAUAGGCACCGAGACGCUUGUGAAUUGGAAAUCGGGCCAUUGCGCUAGGAAUUGGUUUUUAAACAGGUCCUUUUGCUGUGCUGCUGUGAAAGAUGACACCAAGGGCCGCCUUGUCGUACGCGAUGAACUGGAAUGUGUCGAGCAAGGAAUUUGGGUUGCGUGGCAGAAUCCUUUCGGCGCAUUUUUGCUCUUUAUGACGCUUUCACUGGUGUUUGGUCUACUGAGUGCCAUUCUGGUACGAUAUGUGGCUCCAAUGGCGGGAGGUUCGGGCAUAUCUGAGAUCAAAGUCUGGGUUUCGGGUUUCAAGUACAAGGAUGAGUUUCUUGGCUUGAAGACCUUGAUUAUCAAAAGUAUUGCCCUCCCUCUAGCAAUAUCCUCCGGUCUGAGUGUCGGCAAAGAGGGUCCUUCUGUGCAUUACGCCACAUGUAUCGGUUUCGUCGUGACAAAUCUUUUGUCGAGCAGGAGCAUGCAUUUCUCCGAGCAGACAGAGUACCUUAUAGCUGCCUCGGCCGGAGGUGUUAGUGUUGCUUUCGGUUCUCCAAUUGGCGGUGUUCUGUUUGCGCUCGAAGAGAUGUGCACGAAUAGAGCGUUCAACCUUUCGAUAAUGUGGAAGUCGUAUUUCAUCGCCCUGGCUGCGGUGACAACUCUGCAAUACAUGGAUCCCUUCAGAAAUGGUAAAAUCGUGUUAUUUGAAGUGACUUACGACAACCAGUGGCUCUUCAGCGAAAUUCCAGUAUUCGUUCUUUUGGGAGUUUUUGGGGGUUUGUAUGGCCAUUUCAUAAGCAAUUGGAACAUCCAUUUUGUUUCCUUCCGUCGCAAAUACCUUUCAAAUUCAAAAAUACGUGAGGUGCUUAUCCUCAUAAUCAUGACGGCAUUAGUUUCGUACUUCAAUGAGUUCUUGAAACUAGACAUGACCGAAAGUAUGGGUGUACUAUUCCAUGAAUGUUCUGUGAACGGCGGCGAAUCUGCUUGGUCGCAUGAAAUAUGCCAAUUGGAUGCUGAUACGCACGUCGCUGUCUUCUUAAAGAUUUUUCUCUCUCUAUGUGCCGCAACGAUUAUCAGAUCGAUUUUGAUCGUAUUCUCCUAUGGUGCGUGCGUACCAGCUGGAAUUUUUGUUCCAUCAAUGGCAGUGGGAGCCACUUUUGGACGAGCAGUUAGCCUUUUCGUCGAGCGCUUCAUUACGGGAGCGAACGUCAUAACUCCUGGAACUUACGCUUUCCUUGGAGCUGCUGCAACCUUGAGUGGUAUCACAAAUUUAACUUUGACGGUAGUUGUUAUUAUGGUAGAACUUACCGGCGCGUUUUCUUACGUUAUCCCGCUAAUGAUAGUCGCUGCUGUUACCACAGUAAUAUUGUCUUCGCUGGGAUCUAAGGCCGGAAUCGCAGACAAAAUGAUUCUUUUCAAUGGGUUUCCUCUAUUAGAGAAACCAAAGCACGACAUGACUUGGUUAAGAGAGUAUACAGCUGCAGACGUGAUGACCACGUCAGUUGUUACCAUGAAUGAAAUUAUAAGCACAAGCGCUCUGAAAGCACUUUUGGAAACUUAUCCAAAUUUUAGUGGGUUCCCGGUGGUCGCUGAUGGGACCCGACAGAAACUUCGAGGUUACGCAUCCAGGAGCCGACUUAUGAUUACCCUUAUCACCAAUGAAAAUGAUGGACCAUCUGUAGACAUUUUACGUGAUACUAAAACCCUUGGAACUCAGGAUGACGAGUCGAGAUUAACAGAAUUCCGAAAAACUGUUAACGAGCUUCCUUUGACCGUUAAACCUGCAACACCAUUUUCACAGCUCUUCCGGGUCUUUGAAAAACUUGGAAGUAACGUAGUUUUAGUUGAAGAGGAGGGCUCAUUUCUCGGACUCAUAUCAACAAAGGACUUGAUGAAAUUCCAAAGACUCAAAGAAAGAGAGAUGAAUGGACAACUUUUUAAUUUCAAUGAAGAGCGGGAUGAAAAAUUGUGGUCUUUUAUACGCCUUAUCUUUUGA